UCGGCCCAUUGGUCUGGGUUGGUCUCCAAGUCCAUAAAGAGUUAGGCAGGAUAGUGCUGAGGCAUCACUGGACAGCAUUAAAACAACCGUCUGUCCAGGGCUGCGUUACAGCCACCCACCGCAGCCCUCCUCUCUGCCACUGCAGUCCCACGUUCUGUACCACUACUGCCCUGCUGGCCGGAUUAACUCAUAGAACGGUGAAAAGACCAAACAGACAUCAUGUCUGAGAAAAAGAUGUCAUCGAGCCGCAAGCAUCAUCUGAAGAGCCUGAUGCUCCAGAUCGCCCAGGAACUGAUAGCGGAAGAGGAAGCCCAGUCUUUAGAGGACAGGAAACAGUACAUGAGUGAACAUAUCACUCCUCUGCAGCUCACAGGAUCCAUUGCAGAACUCCAGGACCUGUGUAAGAAGAUGCACCAGAAGAUUGAUGUGAUAGAUGAGGAGAGAUACGACCUGGGCAGCAAAGUUGGCAAAAGUGACAAAGAGAUUGAGGAUCUGCAGAUUAAAGUACAGGACCUGAAGGGCAAGUUCAAGAAGCCCGUCCUGAAGAAAGUCCGCAUGUCUGCUGAUGCUAUGCUCCAGGCUCUGCUGGGCUCCAAACACAAGGUGUCCAUGGAUCUGAGGGCCAACCUGAAGCAAGUCAAGAAGGAGGUCAAGGAAGAGGACAAAGAAUCUGUGGGUGACUGGCGUAAGAACAUCGAAGACAAAUCAGACAGAAAGAAGAUGUUUGAGACUAAAUCUGGAGAUCCAGAAAAGUAG
This is a messenger RNA of Oncorhynchus keta (chum salmon), 756 nucleotides long. Its product is annotated as troponin I, fast skeletal muscle-like. The transcript is spliced from 7 exons. Gene Ontology annotation, cellular component: troponin complex. Gene Ontology annotation, biological process: muscle contraction. The record is from RefSeq and is a predicted model, not a curated record. Bases 220 to 756 code for a protein of 178 amino acids. Lineage: Eukaryota; Metazoa; Chordata; Actinopteri; Salmoniformes; Salmonidae.